Messenger RNA from Cheilinus undulatus (humphead wrasse), 2926 nucleotides. It is a transcript of the gene grb2b, whose product is annotated as growth factor receptor-bound protein 2b. The coding region runs from base 355 to 1008 and encodes 217 amino acids. The record is from RefSeq and is a predicted model, not a curated record. The transcript is spliced from 6 exons. NCBI's taxonomy places the organism in Eukaryota, Metazoa, Chordata, Actinopteri, Labriformes, Labridae. Gene Ontology annotation, molecular function: protein binding.
ACGGAAACCAGCGUCGUAAACCUUAUGCUAGCAGCUACAUUUGGGCUUGUAGGACGGGGUGUAAGCGACAUCACACAGUUUGCUGCCUCUUCAGAGGAAACAGGGAGUGGAUAAAUACGCGACAGGGUUUUUGUUUCUUAUUGCGGCAGCUUCGACACGGAAUAUCUCGAGUGGUACCUCACUGUAACCUUUAUGUGAGGUCUAAGCCCUAAAGGAGCGGGUCACAGACGGGAGGAGAGACUCGGGAGAAGAGCAUCUGGCCACAGAAGCCUGGAUACGACUUUUUAUUUUUUAUUCAGCCCCUUAGACACAACUACAACCAAGCAGUUUAUCAGCACUCUAACAACAACAAACAUGGAGGCCAUUGCCAAAUACGAUUUCAAAGCCACUGCUGAUGAUGAGCUUAGUUUCAAGCGUGGAGAAGUCCUUAAGGUAUUAAAUGAAGAGUGUGAUCAGAACUGGUACAAGGCAGAGCUAAAUGGAAAAGACGGUUUCAUCCCCAAGAAUUACAUAGAGAUGAAGGCCCAUCCGUGGUUCUUCGGGAAGAUUCCUCGGGCCAAAGCAGAGGAGAUGCUCAACAAACAGAGGCACGACGGAGCCUUCCUCAUCAGAGAGAGCGAGAGUGCACCAGGAGACUUCUCCCUCUCUGUGAAGUUUGGGAACGACGUUCAGCACUUCAAAGUUCUUCGUGACGGAGCCGGAAAGUAUUUCCUAUGGGUGGUGAAGUUUAACUCUCUCAAUGAGCUCGUGGACUAUCACCGCUCCACCUCAGUCUCUCGCAAUCAGCAGAUCUUCCUGCGAGACAUCGAGCAAGUCCCCCAGCAUCCCACAUACGUGCAGGCGCUCUUUGACUUCGACCCCCAGGAGGAAGGAGAGCUGGGUUUCCGACGCGGCGACUUCAUCCAAGUUUUGGAUAACUCUGACCCCAACUGGUGGAAAGGAGGCUGCCACGGCCAAACGGGCAUGUUCCCCCGCAACUACGUCACGCCUGUCAAUCGGAACAUGUAAACAGUCAGACCAUUUAAACAACAACAACCACCACAACAGCAACCAUCACCACCACCACCACCACCAUCAUCAUCAUCAUCAUCGUUCUUGAUCUCAUCAGCCCCUCAUCCAACCCUCCAAAAAAAAAAAAAAAUACGCCCCUCCAACCCUCCUCGCCAUCCCGCAAUAACAGGAGCAGACAGGAAGAAGGCAAACAACCGAAAGAGAUAAAACAGGAGUAGUGCUGUCGUAGGCGUCGCUGUGUGGGUGGCAGCUGAGCAAAAUCAACUUUUACUUGCGCUGAGAACGUUCACCUCCCCAGUGAACGCCUUGGCGAGGAUUGAACCGUCUUUGAGGGAAAUCUAAAUGCAGAGAAACUAAAGAGUAGUGCACCAACCGUGAAGAUAACCAAAUGAUUCUACCGCUCCCACAGCUGCUUCUGUCGUCUCCUUAACUUCUUAACAUUCUGCCUUUCUUUUGUGUUUCUUUCUCUUUCUUUGCCGCAUGUUGUUUUAAUCACCUAAAUGAAAUGCCUACCGAUAAAUCCUAACUCUGUUUUAAAGAAAAAAAUGUUAAAAUAUAAAAAAAAGAAGAAAUGGUUUUAAAAAAUGUACAAAAAAGAAGAGAAAAAAUGAUGCAAUCUACCGAAAAGCAAGUUUCCAUGUCUGAGAUCAUUGGCACGUGAGCAGUGUACUUCAGCCGUUGGCUGUAUAAAUAAAUCAACUAUAGAGAGAAUCCAUUUUUAAGAAUAUAUAUUAUAUAUUUGUAUGUGUUUGUCUGUUUUACCUCUCAUCACAAAUUGUAUUUUUUUCCAUUUGUAAAUUAUGUUCAAUCUUUUGUUAGUCUGGAUAAGACCUAGUAGCUCUAGAAUGUGCUGAAUUGUCAGUCGAGUUAUUUUUUUUUCUUCUGAAUCUAUCUGAGGGCUCUCAGAUAAACACAGCAUGAAAUUUAAGGGGUCAUAAGUUCCAUUUGAAGAGGUUUCUCUUGUCUACAAUGCAAGGAGAGUAGUUAGUUCUCUGAGAAGAAACUAAAGAAGAUAAAAUUGACCAGCAAGUCGAGCCAUGAAUGCUGCAAGAGCUGUUGUAUUAAGAAGCCCUGCGUAAAGGUCAGCCACCUUUUCAAAGCCAAUGUAUUUAUUGCAGCCAUUUUCCUGGGGCAGUGAAUGUAGCUGACUGAGUCCAGACAUUAACAUGAGGGAAGCAAGGUCGGAGAACUGAACUACAUAAACCAUGCAAGGGAUUUUUAAAAACAGACAUGCUGAAAAAAAAAGUAAUGUUGUCAAUAUUCAUUUAUAAAGAGAAUGAUGUAUGAGGACAUGUACAGGUAGUUAACAUGCAUAUUCACAAACAGUCAUUACAUGCAUGCAUACGCAGACGCUCUCCUCCUUGUUAUACCUGCACGUAGCAAAGAGGCUGAGUUUGGAUAAUCACGUUGUGUAAUCACCGGUGCAGAUCAGCAGCUGGCACAGAUUAACAGUUCAGAAAACUGAGAGAUUGUCUUUUAUGCUAAAAGUCGAGAGAUCAGCGUUAAUAAUGUUGAGUUUUUGUUUUCCUUCUGUUUGUGUCCAACGUGGCGUGUGGUCAAGCACUUUUUUUUUGUCAGACAUUUUGAUUUCUGGUCCAGUCAGUCGAUGUGCGUGUGUGUUUGUUUACCGUGUUUGUGUUUUUUUUUUUUUUUUUUUCCAGUUUGUGUUUUCUUGUUCUCUCUGGAUAGUGCCUUUCUCUCUGGUGUUUCAGUGUCUCCGACCUGCUACUUUGAGCCCCCCUCCCUUUAACGGGGCCUGCCAGUCCUGCAGUGAGAAACAGUGUACAUAAUCCAACCUGUCCCAUCCAACAAUGCCCCCCCACCCACCCAACCAACCUCCCUACAUCCACCCGCCUUCACCUUUAUCCUCACCAACAUGGAACUCUUCUUAUUUAAGUGUCUCUUGCCUUGUCUU